Molecule: messenger RNA, 6096 nt
Organism: Pungitius pungitius (ninespine stickleback)
Lineage: Eukaryota; Metazoa; Chordata; Actinopteri; Perciformes; Gasterosteidae
Gene: bcl9l
Product: bcl9 like
Exons: 9
Coding region: 925-5415 (1496 amino acids)
Biological process (GO): positive regulation of transcription by RNA polymerase II; canonical Wnt signaling pathway; negative regulation of transforming growth factor beta receptor signaling pathway
Cellular component (GO): beta-catenin-TCF complex
Molecular function (GO): transcription coactivator activity; beta-catenin binding
Source: RefSeq, a predicted model, not a curated record
GGAAGGCCUUUUUUUUAUUUUUUUAUCCCAAGUUCACUUGAAAGUACACGCUGCCAAGCCUACUUCUGCUACCCAAACCGCCAGAGGGAGUAAUCAACGGAAUUCCCCAAAGCUGAGGCGCUUGAGCUCAGCUAUCAGCGUUUCUCACAUCGGCUUCUUAUACUCAUUCUACCGCAGGUGGUGACCAUCAAAAACGUGCUCUGCGAUGGAAAAUCGUCCUUGAUGAGCCUGUGGUGUAGUUUUAAAUCACAACGACACGAUCCAAUACAAAGGGUGGAGAUAUCACAAUCUUUUGAAAAUAUCAGGCUAGAAAUCUGAAAUAUAUACAUACAUUUAAAAAGAAAAAGUAAUUUAACUUCAAUUUCAAUUCUUAUAAGUAUCCGCGACUGAGCCAGCACAGAUGUCCGGAAUGACAUAUCAGUACAGUGACAUACGGAUGCCCGUGUGGCCACACUAAUUAUCGUCGGCGGCUGGGAGUGAUACGGACUCGCAGAGAAAUGCAACGUCCUGCCCUUCUGCAUCUUGAAUAGUGGGAGUCAAGAACCGCUGCAAGGUGACGCGUCCCUUUGAUUUCGACCGAAACUUCCACCUAGACACGCCGCGGCAUUCAUCACCAUCUGAAGCUUUCCCGUCAAACGCCACCAGCUCCUCUAUCAAACGACGAGAAACGGGACCAUCUUGCGCAGUGGUACGGGCGAGCGCAGCAAGCGGUGGCGGCCACUCCGGGGAAUGUCGACCCCGGCCGUCAGUGCUGACAUCGGCCUCUUCUGAUCUCAGGCAGCAGGUCCAUGUGUGGUCAGCAAAGUGUCCCGGAGAGCAGCAUGGCAAUGUAUCAGCUGAGCGUUGGGUUGAGAUGAGUGUGAGCUCCACCGACAAACAACUGUUCUUCACAGCCGACCUCCACCUCAAACACCAGCCAGUCAAAUGCACCCGGACAAUAAACUGGCCAACCAUGGCAAGCAGCUCACCAGUGAUGGCCGUUCCCAAUUACCCGGGGUAAACCAACAGCAACAAGGCGCUGCUGGCCACCUGGGCGCUAAGGGCGUCGGUGCCGGCAGCCAUGGAGUCAAAACCAGCCAGUUUUCCCCCGGCAACCCUGGGCUUAAGGCAGUCAGCCAAUCGGUGAGCAGCGUCGGUGGGAUGCAGAAAACCAAAUCCAAGCGGGAGCGGAGCGUCUCCAUUGACUCCGGUGACUCGAGAAAUGCUGUUCCUCAAGCCCUGGAGACGGACCCCAAAGGAGAGGGGGUUAUGCGCAGUAAGCGGCGCUGUGUUCUGGAGAAGAAACAGCCAUACAGUGGAGAUGAAUGGUGCUCUGGACCUGACACAGAGGAGGAUGAAGACAAACCACACACUGCGUCCCACAGAGAGCGUGUGCUGGCCGGUCCUGUUCAAGGUCUCUCUGAUCGCCUGUCUGCAGGCCCUUUGUCUGAACCUGCCGGUCCAGUCAUGGGAUGCGUAGCUGGACCGGGGCUAAAGACAGAGCAGCCACCUCAACCUUCACAGCAAGUGGUGUAUGUUUUCACCACCAGCCUAGCUAACAGUGCUGCAGAGGCAGUAAUGAAAGGACAGACGGAUUCCAUUCUUCUGUUUCACCAGCAAAAUGUUUCACGCCCCAAGUUGGAGCAGGCCCACUCAUCAGGGAAGCCUCCUAACCCAUCUGAAAAGAUAAACUCCAGCAGCUCUCCACCCACAGGCACCCCUAAAUCUCAAUGUGGAACUCCACGGCCAUCCUCUGCAGGUGUUGGGUGCCCGUUGCAACCUGCAGGGACCCCGUCAUCAACAGGACACUCUGAUAAUGAAUCAUCUCAGAACAGAACUGGCCAUAGUUCAGAGGGAGGUAUCAUGGCAAAUCCUGCAGGCCCAGGACAUGGGGAAGGUGCAGGAGGAAUGUCCCUUCCAGUUGCUACAGUUUCUCCCUCGGGGAGUCCUUCCAUUCUUUCUGCACACCUACAAGGGGAUCCAGGCCAGAGGAGUGGGAACAUGGAUGGUCUUUCCAAAGAGCAGAUGGAACAUCGGGAGCGUUCUUUGCAGACACUGAGAGACAUAGAGAGACUGCUUCUGCGCAGUGGGGCAGGUGGAGGCCCUGUAGACACAGGGCCCCCCACCAACAAUGCUAGUAAUAACUCGUCCAACCUAAAUAAUAACAACAAUACUGAUAGGAGCGCUAUUCUGGAGGACCAUGGUACAAAUAGCUCUGGCACUUGCAGUGGUGGUAGUAUGCUGUCGACAGCCUUGACUUCUAUGGGAGGGAUGAAGAAAUACGAAGAGCCGCUGCAGUCCAUCAUUGCUCAAACACAGUCCCUUGCCAGACCUGCUCAUGAUAGCCCUCACAUGGACUCUCACCAUAACCUACCACAACAUCCACAUCAGCAGCUGUCUUCACCUGGGCUCGACAUGGGUCACAUGCUUGGACCAGAGGGGCUGACCCCAGAGCAAAUGGCGUGGAGGAAGCUUCAAGAAGAAUACUACCAAGAGAAGAGACGCCAACAGGAAAUACAGCCCCCUUCACAUCAACAGCACUUAAGAAUGAUGACGGAUAUCGGCAUGCAAGGAGGUCCGAUGAUGAUGAGAGGACCCCCUCCUCCCUACCACAGCAAGCCCGGAGACCAGCAGUGGGGUCCUGGCAAUAUGAUCGGAGGAGGAAUAGGUGGAAGUACACGAAUGCUAGAAAUGCACCAAGAGGGACCCCGUGGCCCAAGGUUCAUGGGUCAGAUGCAGAGAGGGCCACCUGGGGGAGGUGGUUUUCCUGGUGGUAAAGGGGGCGUUUUAUCAGUGGAGGGUCUAGGACCCCAAAGGCCCACCAGGCCGGGGAUGAUUUGGCUUGAUGAUAUGCCAAACAACAUAGGUAGUGGAGUUCCAUUUCACGGCUGCUACCCUGGGCGACCUUCUCAGCAUUUGCAAGGUGACCCAGAACAUCUGUUAACGCAUGAGGAAAUGUUCCUCAUGGAGAAACGACAGAUGCAGGGGCUCACCAGGUACGAACUUGACAGAUUAGCUAAACAGCAACAGGGCAACCUGUGCUCAAGAAUAAUGGACAAUUCCGGGGGCCCUGAAUUUCACAAUUUGGGAAUGGGCCGGGGUCCUCCCUCCACUCGGGGUGACCCUAUGGACUUUCCCGUUUCACGGGAGAUUAUAGGCUCUCCUGGAGGGGGUCCUCAGAUGAGGGACCUUGUGGAUUCUCCUCUAGGGAGCAGCCUCGCAAUGAACAUGAACCCACAGAUGAAUAUUCAGCAGCAGCAGCAGCAACAACAACAACAGAUGAUGCUAUCUCAGAAGCUCAGAGUAGGUCCUGCUGGACGGGCAACUUUAGGUGAGAUGUUUGGCCCUGGAGAGAUUUCAAGAAUUAGAGCUUCGCAUGGUGGAGGAGUAAAUAAGGGAAUGAUUCAAGGACCCGAAGGCCCCUUCCAGUUUCCCAAUCAUGGUCCCUUCUCUGGGGGACAGGGGGAUGGGCCCUUUCUUCAGCAACCUGGCCCCGAGGUUUUUGGGCCUGAUCAGCAAGUUCAUAAUCAAAUGGGAGGUACAUCGCGGCUUAGUCAUAUGCCGAUGACUGGAGUCCUCAGGGGAGUAGACCUUGGGCCCAGGCACCCCUCUGACCUUUCAAUCAAUGUUAACCCCAGGAGUUCUCCUUUAGUGCCUCGUCCUCAUCAACUCAAAUCUCCAUCACUCAACCGCGAGCCCUCUCCACUUCUGGCUUCUCCCUCUGCUCCAGGACUGAAGUCCCCCUCACAGAUAGCCUCUGCAGGGCAUCACACCACUCUUCCCGCUGCAUCUGGUGCUGGGACUCCUUCCUCUUCCAUGAAGUCUCCGCAAAUAAUGGGGUCUUCCAACCUUGGGUUGCACUCCCCAUCUGCCUCACCUGGACAACUUAAGUCCCCUGCCUUGGCUGUGGGUUCUCCAGGUUGGGCGUCUCCAAAAGCAGCUCUUCCAAGUCCAGGUGGUCCAACCAGCGGGAAGGUUGUGGGCAAUGGAGGAAGUAGUUCCACUGAGACAGGCCAAUCACUUCCCCCCAGGAGUUCCAACUCAACACCGAUUAGCCAGCCGGGCUCAAUGAAUCCUAGUAUGCCAUUCACUUCCUCUCCCGAUAACCAUCCAACUCAGAAUCCUUUAUCUCUCAUCAUGUCCCAGAUGUCCAAGUAUGCCAUGCCCAGUUCUACUCCCCUCUACCAUAAUGCAAUCAAAACAAUUGCGACUUCCGAUGAUGAGAUGCUACCAGAUCGACCUCUUCUUUCUGGUGUCAGCAUUGGAGGAAACAUGGGGAACACCCAGACCUCCCAGAUACUCGUCUCCCAGGGCUCCAUUGGUCCCCACAGUGAUCUACAAAGCCCCAUGGGCAUUGUAAGCCAAGGUCAGCAACACCUGCCACAUGACUCAUCAGGACGUGUGCUUUCUUCCCCGAACCAAAUGGGCAUGCCUGCCAUGAAUCCGGCCAUGAUAGGGGGAGGUGCGCCUGACGGAAUGGGGCGCUGCAAUGUUUCACCUAUAUCUCAUAACCAGUUAGCCGGCUUUCCUCGCAUCCAGCACCCACCUCUUGGGCCAAUGCACUCACCUAUUGGAGGAAUGUCACAUCAUUUCUCCCAGUCUAAUGAGGAUAUUCUCCCACCACAGCAGUUACACCUUAGCCUGCUUAGAAAAGGUCAUCCUCACCAGCGCCACUCUCAUCCAUCUGACUCAUUUUCCUCUUUGCCCAUGGGGGACGGCCCGGAUCUAAGUGAAGUUAUACGACCCAGUCACUCUGGGAUCCCUGAGUUUGAUCUCUCCCGUAUCAUUCCUUCUGAUAAGCCUAGUAGCACUCUCCAGUAUUUCCCCAAGAGUGAGCCACAUCAGAAUCCCCAUCAGGGGCCCCUAACCCAGCAACCUACUCCGCAACAGCUCCUCAAACAGCUGUCUUCUUCUGUUCCUCCACACACGAGCGGCCCCUCAUCCAACCCCCACUUGGCAAAUCUACAAAAUAUGAUGGCUGAACAGAAUCUGGCGCCUCACCCCUCACACGCAGGAACACGCCAGAACAUGGGCAUUCCUCAGGGGGGCUCUAGGGGCAUGGGUCCCAUGUGCCACCCUGGACAUAUGAUGGGAAGGACAGGAAUGGCGCCCCAGCAACAACAAGCCAUGAUGACGGGCAACCUUCUCCACCAUCCUUCCAAUCCAUACCCUGGCAUGAUGUCCUCCCAGCAGCACUCGCACAAUCUGAUGGCACAGCAAAACAUUAUGAUGAUGCAGGCUAAGCAGCGAAGCAUGUCAAUUCCAGGGGACCCCUUUGUCUCCCAGGGCGCUCUCAUGUCCCCCCAGGGUCCGAUGAUGGCUCCUUCCCACCCACAAACUGGCAUGAUGGGCCCCCAAUCGCUCAGACAACGGGGAAUGUCGCUGGACAGUCCCAUUGGCUAUGGCCCCGGAGGUAUGGCCCAUAUGCCAUUCUGAUCCUGCUAAUACAGACCUUGGAAAAAAAGAUGAAAAAAGUGUCCGCGGUGACCUUACCAUUGUGUCCAAUUUUUUUCAUUAUUGUUAUUAUCGCAGUUAUUUGAAAAGAGGAACGGUUAAAAACGUCAAAUUAGUGAGGCUUCAAUUUCUGGAUUACAACUGAUUAGAAAUGGAAUGAAAAGCACUGUAAUACAGAAUUCAUUUGAAGCCAUUUUCUAAAAUACUGUAAACUAUGUAAAUGACAAAGGUGUGUCUAGUUGUUGUUGGAAAAGAGUGGCUGUCAGAAGAGGAGUGCCUCCAAUUUCUAUUUUGUUUUAAUAUCAUUGUUUUGUUUUUUCCUCCAACUACCAAACUGUUGUUCAAAGGAAUUAUAUAUCUAUAUAUAUUGACAUAUGUGUAUAUAUAAUAUAUACUUGCUGUAAAUAAGAUGCAAUUUGUGAUUGUUUGCAGUUCUGUAUAACAGUGUUUUUAAUAGAAGUCAAAAAAUAGAACAAUACUGAUCUCUACAGUGGUUUUAGCUUCGGUUCUUGUGUCAAUUACUGUUGUGCGCUAACACUGACAAAGGGACACAGUUGCUGUAUAUUAUAUGGAUUUUUUUAUUGAAUUCAAUAAGCAGUAGCUAAAGUAUAAGCAAAAACAGAUCCCGGACAAAAAAUUCUAAACUUUUUCUUGACUGGUUAA